Molecule: messenger RNA, 10429 nt
Organism: Macrobrachium nipponense
Lineage: Eukaryota; Metazoa; Arthropoda; Malacostraca; Decapoda; Palaemonidae
Exons: 5
Coding region: 924-3590 (888 amino acids)
Biological process (GO): transmembrane transport
Cellular component (GO): membrane
Molecular function (GO): monocarboxylic acid transmembrane transporter activity
Source: RefSeq, a predicted model, not a curated record
CUACAUACGUGAAAGUCUUCUUAGUCCUUCCUCUCUGAAGUUAUUCAACAUUAGACUUGUAAACUGAACUGUCAACCUGAAACAGGACUCGACUGUGUUAUAAAAGCUUUCGCAACCGCUUCCCACCGCAACAGUUGUCUAUAUAAAACUGUCGGGAGAGCGCGCGCGAGCUUCAGUGGGCUGUUGGCGCCCGUAAGACAACGUUGGUCUAGCUGCCUCUCAGUGCACCGAGGGUAUCUCUCGCUCCCUGCCUCAGAGGGAGUUGAACCGUGAUUGCAUAAUCACCGGCGUCCAACAAGAAGCCCUUCGCUCCUUCCCUUCACGUAAGAUGUGGCUCCCCAGGUCCUCGGCUGUCGCAGUGUGUCUGAAGUGAUUCCAAGUGCGUGUGUAGAGAGGAAUGGAAAAAGCAUUUCCGUGGGCAUUGGAUGUUCACACCUAUACUUCUUCCAUUAGACCAGAGUUGCGUAGAUGGAUAUUAUCACACCUAGGUCUCUUGAGAUGUCAGAGAUGAAUUCUGUAGAGCCUCUCUGACGAGUUCUCACUACCAUGUUAUUCUCGUUAUCUCAUUCAUGGGGUAAAUAACCCGACUGUGCAAGUGACUGUAUACUGGUGCUAAUUAUCAUCAUAUUCAUCACAUACAAACGCACGUACUGAACGUUCACCAGUCCUUUUCAUAAGCUGUGUACAGUUUUGGUGCUAUAGUUUUAUGAAUAUUCUUAAGAUUUAUGAAUGAAUAAGGAGGCGUCCCUCGACAAUUCCUGAAGUCUUUUCUGACUGUGCUUUAAGCUCUCUCAAAGUGCAAAUAUCAGUAUAGCCUGCAAUCAUAAAUAUAUUUUUCCACCUACUGAGAACCUCUUUUAUAUCUGAGGUUAUUUUUAGACGCGAACUUUUGUAGCCGACUCCCAGUUCCUACAUUAGCAGAAAUGGCUAUGGACAAAGUAGCCAGCAGUCCCGCCCUGCCCACAAUUGACGGUUGGACACCCGACGAGACUCCCCUGAGCGAGAACGAGACGGCUGCCCUCACCGUCGCCUUAGGCGUGGGCAUGAGCGUCAGUGCCGCUACGGAGGAGCCCCAGGAGAGGCAUACCGUCGCCGAUUUAGCAUCUCUGGUGCCCGAUGCCCUUCCCACCCUGCCCCCGAUAGAAAACGUGGGCGCAUUGCCCUUAUUGGCUAACUCCACCUCCAACCUCCGGCUGCAGACGCUGACGGAGGCGUCGUCGGAAGGAGACUCCAGAGAUUCCGGAAGCGAAGACGACCCGGAGGAAUCGCCCACCAAGAAAGUGGCGUCGUUCUACAUCGGAGACGACCAGGGUUGCACCCGCGAGCUGAACAACCAAACGGGCAGCCUGCAGCAGCUGCCCCAAGGGAGCCUGCAGCAACUACCCCAAACUGGCAGCCUGCAGCAGCUGCCACAGGCGGUCAGGAGAGUGCAAAUUCAGGCGGAGCAGACGAAGUUGAAGACCGUCGAAUUCACGCCCCCCGACGGAGGCUACGGCUGGGUGGUCGCCCUCGCGGCUUGCCUAGUCAACGUUUGGAUCGUUGGCUUCAUCAAAAGUUACGGCGUUCUCUACGUCCACGUCCGGAGCGCUUUUCCGGAGGCCUCGGCCUACCAUACCUCGUGGCUUCCGGCUCUCUUGUCUACCAUCGGUCUCCUCAUCGCUCCUCUAACGGGAACGCUAUGCAGAAACUUUACCUCUCGAAAAGUGUCCUUCGUCGGUGGACUUCUCUGCUGUUUGGGUCUCGUUCUGGGGUCGCAGGCGGUCUCCAUGAACCAGCUCAUCCUUUCAGUUGGCGUCUUGACAGGUCUGGGUGCAGGUCUUACUACAACUCCUGGUGUUCUGAUCGUAUCAUUAUACUUUGAAAAGCGCCGUGCCCUUGCAUCAGCCAUAUGUGUCUCUGGCAAUGCCCUUGGAGGCUUUUUCUUGCCACCAUUAGUGGAUUAUCUUAUGGAGGAGUACGGGCUCAGAGGAACUAUGCUGAUCUUGGCAGCCAUGCAACUUCACAUAUGCGCUGCAUGUAUGCUGUAUCGCCCCAUUCGUCUGCAUGCCCUCAUCCAGGCCGAGGAGAGGGCUAAGCAGCCAAAGGAGGAAUCAGAAAUUCAUGCACCUGUACCAGAGUACAACAAGUUAUUACCAAAUACCCCUGCCACCCCUAGAACUAAUUUGCCCUCCCCCGCUUCUGCCCCCGGUACUCCACUUAACAGACCUCAUGCUAUUUGGCAGAGAAUGGUCCGUAACCGCCUCAACUCAACAACAACAGUGGAAGAAGAAGAAUUAAGAGGAGAGGUGUCAUUCCUGAGGAGCGCCUCCAUGAUGAACAGCAUCCCUGAUCUAACACUGUACGCAAGGUCUUGGAGCAUAUCGGGUGAACGGGCAUCAAUGGGCAGUCGAUCAUCCAUUCGUAUGGCUCUUGGAAGUAAAUCUUCUCUUUCAAAACUUAGCACUGCAGCUAGCAGUAAGUCUUCUCUAUCUAAGCUAGUAUUAUCGACCGAAAACAAGCAUCCGCCUCUCGUGAGAUUAACUUCAGAUGGUUCUGACGCUAACCAGAAAGUUGCGAGACAUCCUACCCUGGUGAGACUGGCAUCUGAAGAAGAGGGCACUACCCAGUUAUCUAGAAACCGCUCUGGCAGCAUCCGCCAUUCCCAAUCCCGACUGAGUAUGGACGGCAGACCUCAGCUUGGAAGGCAGAGUUCUGUUCGCAGAGUACAAGGAAGAAUAAUGACUGCUGUUAUCAAGGAACAAGACAACGAUUCCCAAAUUUCUGAGGAAAUGGAUGAAGAACAAACGCCAAAGGUAUGCGAGGAAGAGAAGGAAAAAUUACAAGACGAUCCAAGUGCAGAAGAGAAACUGCAAGAUGAGAAAGAGAAGGAAAAAGAUAUAGAUGAUGAUGACGACGAAGAGGAGGAAGGCUCGGAAAGCGACAGCCCUAGCUGCUUAUACACACUCAUGUUGAGUUGCAUAGACGUCUCCCUUUUCAAAAAUCCUCUGUUUUUAAUGGUUGCCAUGUCAGUAUUUUUCAUGGCAACUGGGGCUCCACACGCUAUAUUCUUCUUACCUGCAUAUGCCGAGUCAGUGGAUAUUCCAUCAUCCCAAGUCCCCAAGAUGCUCUCGAUAUCGUCCAUUGUCGAUCUGGUGGGUCGUCUGGGAGUUGGCUUCGUUUCAGACCUUGGACUUGUUAGGAAUAGCUACAUCUAUUUCGUCAGUGGCAUAGCGUCGAGCAUGUCUGUCCUCCUGGUGCCCCAGCUGAAUACAUUCGCUUCGCUGUCGGCCAUUCUGGGCCUGUACGGCUUCGGCAUCGGAGCCUGGUUCGUGCUGAUACCCACCAUCCUCGCCCAGCAUCACGGGGCGGCUCGCCUUGCCUCGUCCUACGGUCUAGCCAGGCUCUUCCAUGGAUGCAUGAACUUCAUAUCGCCGCAAGUAAACGGAAUACUCGUGGACAGCACCAACAGUUUCGUACCCUGUUAUUAUUUCAUGGGAUUUUCAAUGGUGAUCUCGGCGUUCCUUAUGCUCAUGGAACCUGCCCUCGUCAACUACACCAACGAGAAGGAGAAGAAGCAGCAAAUGGAAGCCAUGAACAACAACCACGCGUGAGGAGGACAUUUCUCGACAGGCAAAAUCUCAAGAGUGAAUAAUGUCCGUAUGUCCGGAAGUGCAAAUCAAUUAAGUUAUUGUAGGGGGUUACGUAUUGGUGGAUGUACUAUGUACGCACUGGGUAGGGAAUUUUGAAAACGCGCGAACUGUAACAUAUUUUAUUUGUAAUUUUAUUUCACUGUGAUGACAGUGUAAUGAACUGUUGAAUUUUUUUACGGAAUCAAUUUUUAAAUCAAACUUGAUCUUCCACGAAUGAAGAAUGUCUCUUGUCAUACCAAAGCCGAGUGUGCGAUUUUUAUUUAUUUUUUAAUUAUCCUUACUUUGUCUUGUGUGAUGUGGAAGGAAAUGGGAUGAUUUAGGUUACCUGUCAAAACAAUUUAUUCUGAUCUCUUUCCAAAGGCGCGGUCAUGAUUGGUGAAUGCCAAUGGUCACGUGUUUUCUCGAAACCUGCAUUUAAAAAAAAUUUGUAGAGUUAAGGUAUAGAAUUUAAGUCUUCAAAAACAAAUUUCUUGGACUUGGUUUCUUAAGCGAUGGCCAGAUUCGAUAUUUUUAUUGGAAAUAUACAGGGUAUUUGUAAUGUAAAUAAUAUGCAAUGUGUGUGGCGAGGUCGUCGUGUUCUGUGAGUGAAUGCAAGAAUGAAAUUGUGAUUCUAGAUAAGAAUUGUGAGUGCAAGAAUCCUCUGGCGUCCCGUUAACACGAGGCGGUUUCAAACGCUGCGUUCCCAUGUAGGCGUUCAACGCCCCGGUUCACCAUUUUUUUUUUUUUUUUUUUUUUGUCAACAUAGAACAGCAUAUGCAUUUGGGUACUUAAUCGCCGGAGCAAACGACAAAUUCAAAAACCAUAGACCUACGCAAGGAAUGGUCGUAGUUUUAUAUCCAGAACCAAGUGAAUAAGGACCAAGCAUUUUUAAUUUAUUUCAGAAUGGGCAUCAAAUCGUAUGACGAUUCACUUCGAAUUGCGGCUUAAUCCUUAUAUUCUAACAACCCAUGUCCCAUAUUGGAUGACUUUUCAUUAUAAGUGACAAAUUCUUUCCCGAGCCUGACUUUCUCCAGUCUUAUAGUAUUCUAGCAAAUCACCAACGCAACUGCGCCGUGUAAACGGUUUAUUACUCUGAAUUCUGAACGGGCCCUGGGAUCCUACCAUCGCGAUUGGAAACGCCUCGUAGGAGCAGGGUCGAAAUGCAAGAGGCUUCCAGCGUUUUCUAAACGCGGUAAAGACAUGUCAGCGUUUGACUCAUUUCAUUUGUUAGCGCAUACAUAUCUCUUUUUGUAUGGAUAUUGUUAUAUAUACGAAUUGUUAUAUAUUAUGAUAUAUUCACUUAUGAAGGCUUUUUUACCAUAUAUUUUUUAAUUACAUGCCACAUGCAUGCAACUUUCAAUUGCCACGUCGGGAAGCAUUACACUGAAUUUAAGGGCAUUGCGUAAUGCAUGCAGUAUCAUGACAAAAUGUUGAUUCACAAUGAAUGUCGAAGUCUGAUUUCACACGAGCCCUUGUAUCUUUUAGCAUUUUGCCGGUAAACUUAGCGUAAACCGGUGAUUAUUUCUAUAUUGAUGCAAAAUUGACUUCAUUCACUCAUGAUCGCUUAGACGAUGAUGUCACCCGUCACAAUCAAACGAAAUAAAUCUCAACUUCAUCACAAAUGUUUGGCUACUCUUCGGAAAGUGCUGAAAGAUGCCAAAGAACAAACUCGUUGGAAUCCGCCUUAAUCCUAUUGUAAUGAACUCAUUAUUUAUCCUGUACAUCGUAGAUUUUAGACUAUGUAUCAUUAUACACGCCUGCCAUGACUUCAUUGCCUUAUAUGAAUAUAGUGGGAUCAUAUCAGUAGUGUGUAACGAUAAACGGGCUAGAAUUGCCGAGAGUAUGUAUGCCAGCGCAUGCGCGCGUAUUUCCAUUUAAAAACCCGCAUUUUUUUUAACGCCAAUUUUCAAAUAUGUCAUGCAGAGUACGUCCUUACCAUAUGAUGAACUACCUCUGAGAAAGAACAUAACUACAUUUGUUGGACUGUCGCGUGUUCUUGCAGGCAAGUUCUGGAAAGAGCGUUUAUGUUUCUAACGGUCUCGUUUCAAAGCCGCAAGCAGAAAGAAAAUUUCCCAAAUGUUUUUUGCUGGUGUUGAGACCGAGACGGGGCAUUGCUACCCAAAGCCCGCUAGAAAAUUGUGCUGAUGGGCCGAGGAGAAUUAUACAUUUUGGAAUUCCACAUUCUGAAACCCCACUUACAUAUUUUUUAAUGCAGUUAUUUAAGUGAGAUUGAUGAGACUGGUUAUGAAUCGUAAAGUGCGAUAAAUCCAUUAUGCAUAGUUUAAGUCAGGAUUAAUCUAAUAAUCCUGAGUUUAAGUAAUGCGUACGACGCUUAUUCACCUCAACUUGUUAUCGACUAGCAACAAUUAGGGGAGCAAAAUCGAGAUGCUCGUCUUUCAGACUACUUUAGUUAAGCCUCUUUCUUAUCAUUUAUGUAUCGUUUAUUUUGUUUAUAUUACUGGCGUAUUUGCGUAAGCAUACAUAAACACAGCACUCAAGUCAUUCUGAAACCUUGGUUGAUCCGUGUGGUAGUCCAGCAGCGUAACUACUCUAGAAUAUUUUGACAUGCCAUGCCACGGAAAGAAAGAAUUUAGAAUGCGCAAUUUCCAUGGCAUAAACUUAAGUGAUAGAUGCGUCAUUCCCAUAAUAUAAUGUAGUGGAUUAAUGUAGUUCGCGUUAGAUAGCAAUGGAAAGGACAUAAGAUGCAAACUUUUUUGCGUGAAUAAUUAUUCGGAACAGCUCCAUCAAUGAAAGAAGAAUUAUCAUCGACCGAAGUUCCCUCGAACACGAUUUCCUAGCACCUGUCCCCCACCGCUGACUUUCGAAGAAGUAGCCAAAACUGGUGCCAAAAAUGAAUGCGCAUGAUCGAGUUUGUGAGACCAUGGGAUGGCGACCAUAUGGGGCUGCUACAGUUUGGCACCAGUAUGGGUAAACUACUGGUCAUAUGGUGCAAAGUGCGACGGGAACAUGAUGGAGAGAUGAUAUAUGAAUAUGCUCAAACGACACUGAGCACUUCGGCGCCGGAAGCUGUUUGUGUAUCCAAAUAUGACACAAGUAGAUAAGUUUUGCACAAAUUAUACGUUAAUAUUUACAGUUUUUUUAUCAGCUAAAUACCAUAAUCUAUUCCAGCCCUUAGCCUGACUUUGUAACGGAAUUAUAAUCUUCCUGAAUAGGUAAUAGAACAUGUCUACUCCAAGCGUUGUAAAUAAUGUAUAUAUAUAAAUGUAUAUAUACACGAGUAUAUUUAUGAAAUGAAAGUUAAUGUUGUUGAUACGUGACAGUAACUCCGGUAGUUUUCGGAAACAAAUCGUCAGCACUUGUCAAUUUCGUAGAAGCGCUGUUAUAGACGUUUGAAAAUAUAUAGUACCGUGUUUGUUUGUUUUCUUUGGAAUAACAUAUUAUUAAAUAAAUAUUGCGCGCGUGCAUGUCGAUAAAUAGAAAGGCACUUAGAUAAAAAAAAAAUGAGACGAUGCUUGCACAGUAAAUACUGUUAACUAGACGGAAUUGAUUUACGAAAAAGAACAACUUCCCCAGUCGUGCGUAUGUGUUAUUUAGGAACUCAAACGGAAUAAUACUGAUUUCAGUAGAGAGUUUUCUCAGUAAUUUUGCUUCGAAAGUGUUAGCCGUUAUCCCCAUACAUCUAUGGGAUCCUCUUCAAGCACAACGUCCAUCUACUAACUAGUACUACCGUUUAGAACUAAGCUACGCGCCUCUAGACAGUGAGAAAGAAAAUAAUGUUGCCGAUGUAUAGUGAACUUCCACGCGAUAAAUAGUAAAUCCUUACGAGUGAAAACCUUGUCAUGUUUACACUUAACCUCUUAAAAUGUGACAAGUGUAGUUUUUUUUCAACAUUUUUUUCCUUUUAGUUACAGUACAUCAAUUGCAUCUUGAAACCGCGAAUAGUUUUACUGUUUCUUAAUUUCAUGGACAAUGUCGGAACAGUAUCAAUAUUACUUCUGCCAAUUGUGCGUUAGUUUGUCUGUAAGUAGUAUCAGGAUAUCUUAUGAAUGGUAAAACGGACAUUGAUACUCAAGCGCUAGUUUUUCUAUAAACAUAAUUUCCAAUCAGUGAAAGAAUAUCAGCUUUCUCAUUUACGACUAUUCAUUUUGAUUCUUGCAGAUACCUCCCACAUCCAGUAGUCCAAGUCGUUGUCAACAACCAUUGCUAUCGUAUUUUGCUACUUAGAAAGAUUACUCAUAAAUAACGUAAACACAAUAAAUAUUCAAAUGGUUCGUGUGGUCUUCAUUGAAAUAGUCAUUAACUAUAUCUCAGAUUCAUUCAUAACCUAGACAGUUGCCGAAGUAGUUUACAAGAAUAAUCAGUCAGCAGUUAAAAAUAAUCAGCUUCCAGAUGUUACACAGUCCGGUCGACGUACAUGGGAUAGAAAUCAGUCAAACUCAGCUCAGCUCUAAGUCUAGCACAAAUUAAGGGAAUAAGAAAGUUACCAUUUAUAAUGUAUGAGUUACUUUCAUUUCGUAGAUUUGUCCUCCACGUUUUCGAAAAGGAAAAUGUAAGGGACUCUUUCAAUUACAGCAAACGGAGUUAUAAAAGCCUUUUUUUACAGUUACGUAAACAAUACAAAACACUACAUAAACUGAUUCUUUCGAAAGACCCACAAUAUGAUUACUUUAAGUGCGCACUGUUAACUGAAUAUAAGGAGGAUGUACAACAGUUUUUAUGUAAUAUCAGUAUAUUGCAAUAACGGUCUUAUUCCUAAGGAUACAAUUUUGUAAGAAUUUUUACGGCAACUCAGAGUCGCGUUUCACAGUAGUAUUGUAGUAUCCCGGGACAUGGCUGAAAAGCGUCCUAGAAAAACCAAUCCCUUUUUUAUACAAUAAAGGAAUAUUUUUGGUUACGACUUUCUACCCGUGCCGUGAUCUGUGAAACUCAACUCGGACUUGGUCGUCAUCCAGAAAAGGAAUAUAUUCGAAGGUGGCUCUUUCAUGGGGAAAUGCCACUUAGUUAGGUUAAUGUCUUGGCCAGUUAUGGGCAUAAGCUGUGGUUACUCUUCCAAGCUUCGCCGGUCACCUCCUUUCUUUUCAGGGAAAUAAAGUGCUGUGAUCGUAUCCCCUCUUACGUUCCAUACUGAGUGAACGUGAGCACCACCACAGUGAACCCCGAGAGAGAGAGAGAGAGAUUCUCAUGACCAAUUUAGUUAUUAUUUAUUUCAGAUCUCAUCACUUUAACAAAGACGGUUCCAUUACCCUCAAUUCGUAUGUCAAGAGUGAACGGUGAAUGAGGGUCUGUGUUCUUAUGUGUGAAAGGAUGGUAAAUUAUUUUUAUUUAUUGAAUGAAUGUGAGGUUCACUGUUUUCUCACGCUCUCUACAUACUACCAUGCUUAACAAGGACAGGGAGCGCUGUUCAUUCCAGAAAUCAAUUCUUGAAAACUUCCAACAGCUCCUUUGAGCCUACUGUGCGAGGCACUGAGCCACAUCGCAGCCCAAGGAGCCCACAGAGCAAGGCCAAUAGAAUUGGCCUUGCCACAGAGUGGCCAGUCAAGAGCCGAUGAAAAUUUAAAAUAUCUCGGACGAAAUAUCCGGAAGGAUACAAAUCCUGUCACCGAGGGGGUCACAAUGAGCAAAACGGUCUUUCCCGCACUCCUUUUCUUCCGCUGUAUUUAAUACCCUCUUAAGUCCCUCCCUCCCCCUCCCUCCCCAUUCCCUAGUCAAGUCUUCACGCGCCCACUCUCCCACAGCCUGGCCAUUGAUUACUAGACCAGCAAGCUACCCGGAACCCCAAGGCAAGGAAAACUUUCGAUAUGGAACAUCCCAAGAUGUUGUAUGUCUUUCACGCUUAUGUAGACAAUAUGUGUAAGUUAGGCCUUCACGGGGAGUUUCAAUUCGUGAGGGUUUCAAAGCUCAAGAAAAGCUCGAUUUGAUUGUUCGGAUUGAGAUUGUAUAUAAAGGUUGGAAUGAGUGUUUUACAGACUGGAGUUCCAGUGGCCUUGUAUUUCUGCACACACACACACUACUAGAUUGUAUUCAUUCGUUAAUGCGUGUAUGUCUGUAUGUAUGUAAAAAAAAUGUACAUUUCCCGAGGCCACUGGACAUCACUCCAGACCUGAAGGAAAUUUUGUAAGUAUGUAAAUUAGACCAAAAUCGUUAUAUUUUGAUUACUGUCGUCGCCUCGUGGAAAUGUCAUUUCAUUUGCAGUGGGGAAUGGGAAAGUAGGCAAAUGAACGAGAGAUCCUGGUGCCAUCACAACGACACUUAUUAACUGUAGAUUGACCUGACUUUCAAACUCUAAGUUUCAGUAGUUUUCGCUUGUUUUCAACAAAGAGGAAACAAGUUGGUGUUUCUCAUGUCACGGAUUUUAAAUUAUUUAUAAGGAACUGUGGUCCUGGGUUUUCAUCUUUUAACUAAUCAAUUUAGUAUUGUCUGUUACCCCAGGGUUAGUUUACAGUAGGCCAACUUCCUGUCAUAUGUUUAUCAAAAGCUUUGCUUUGCUGUGAAUCCUGAUUGCUGUGAAGCACUUGGCUCUCCCGAUGCUAGCGUAGGCUUUCUCUAGUAUUCUAGGAAAUAAAUAAGUCUAGAAUUCUAGUUCUGAUGUUUCUCGUGGCUACAUUUGAAAUGACUUUUCCAGCGAGUUCACUCAACACCACAAUGUACUGUCCUCCUGAUGUAUAUUUUUUGUUACUCGUUUUUUAUUAUUCUACAUCUCAAAGAGUGGUUUUACCGAAACUACGACUGUGUACUAUUAAGGCUGUGCAAUAUUUAGAUGUAUAGCUCAAUUACCGGUAUUAUUUAUUACUGUACAGUGAGAUUCUGAUAUGUUAACGAGAAGUAUUUUCUGCCAAAAAUAUAAGAAUGCUUUUAUGUAA